Molecule: messenger RNA, 547 nt
Organism: Medioppia subpectinata
Lineage: Eukaryota; Metazoa; Arthropoda; Arachnida; Sarcoptiformes; Oppiidae
Source: the annotation of a GenBank genome assembly
UACAAAAUGUCUAUAAGUUUUUCGCGCAAAAUGUACUCAAAUCUUAUCAAUACAAAUGACUUGUUGUGAAUCACGUGUUGAAAACACAUCUGAAAUCAACGCCAUUUGAAUUGCGGCCAAAAUGCGGACAAGAAGUGGUCAGAAGUACACGGAAGAGGGCGGCAGUGAAGCGCCCAAACCUGUGGCCACACAACCGACCAAAACGCCGAAACGCACCGAAACCACGACCAAGAAAGAGACGACCGCUAAGAAAAAGGCGGUCAAAGACAGCGAACCCAAGACCGAGUCCAAGAAGAGUGAACCCAAGAGUGAGUCCAGGAGUGAAUCGGCGCCCAAACGGAGCCGAAGAGCGGCCGUUGCGGAGGAAGAGAAGCCGACCACAAGUGCUGUCAAAGAGAAGAGAGGGACGCGAAGCGCGAGAAAUGCGGAACCGGUUGUCGAAGCGAUUGUCGAACCGAUGAGAAAGAGUCGGAGAGGAAAAGCGGCGGAAGAGAAGAGCGAAGCGCCGAAAGUGGAGAAAAGCGUCGCCAAAAAAGCGAACGAAAAG